Molecule: messenger RNA, 2887 nt
Organism: Corythoichthys intestinalis (scribbled pipefish)
Lineage: Eukaryota; Metazoa; Chordata; Actinopteri; Syngnathiformes; Syngnathidae
Gene: men1
Product: multiple endocrine neoplasia I
Exons: 10
Coding region: 528-2363 (611 amino acids)
Biological process (GO): regulation of transcription by RNA polymerase II; negative regulation of cell cycle; negative regulation of cell population proliferation
Cellular component (GO): histone methyltransferase complex; nucleus; chromatin
Molecular function (GO): Y-form DNA binding; chromatin binding; transcription cis-regulatory region binding
Source: RefSeq, a predicted model, not a curated record
CCGUCUCGCACCGCGUGUUCUACCGCCGCCCGCCCGCCCGGCCGGUGCGCUCAAGGAAAUGGACCAUUUUCCGCGAGACUUUCUUUCUAAAUCGGAAGUAGUACGGUUGUGCUAAUUAGCCGCUCCGCUUGUAGUCGUAGCAUCCGCAUUUGGUCGCCCGGUCAAUUCCAGCCGCUUUUUCCCCCCUCGGGUUCUGGCUUCACGGACCCUCUCGGGGUUCUGGUACAGCGCUAAGACGUGGAAAUGUUUCUUUAUUAAAUGAAAGCGACAUUCAGCGUCGCGCCCGGCUUCGCUUCGGUAAGCGCCAAUGCUAACGUUAGCGUAGCCUAUAUUGUUGUGGUGUGCGUGCAUUUUGAGGUGCCCCGCCCACCCAUGCAUUGUUCCAGUGUUAUUUGUCAGCAGGAAGAUGCCGUUUCUGGGGAAAUGCUUUCAUUUCCAAGGGGAUAUUUUGGUCCAUUCGAAUAUUUGUGUGGGUCUAGGAAGGUUUAUAGAGCAUUGCGAUACAGCAUACUACGUGAGAGCACGCGAUGGGUUUGCAUUCAUCCCAGAAGAAGCAUUUCCCCCUGCGGGGGAUCGACGGGGUCGUUCAGCUCUUCGACGCCGAGCUUCGCAAGGCCGAGCCGGACCUGGCGCUCCUCUCCCUGGUCCUGGGUUUCGUGGAGCACUUCCUGGCCGUCAACCGCGUGGUCCCCGUCAACGUUCCCGGCGUGCGCUUCGAGCCGCUGGAGCCCGACUGUCCCAACUCCUGUUUCCCCACCGUAGAGUUGGGCACCAUCUCGGCCUUGUACGAGCGCUUCACGGCGCAGAUCCGCGGGGCCGUGGACCUGUCCCAGUACAGGCGGACGCCGGCGGGCUCCGGUCGAGAGUUGGUCAAGAAAGUGUCGGACGUUAUCUGGAACAGCCUCAGUCGCUCUUACUUUAAAGACCGCGCUCACAUCCAGUCUCUUUUCAGCCUCAUCACCGGAACCAAAUUGGACAGCUCGGGCGUGGCCUUCGCGGUGGUGGCGGCCUGCCAGGUCCUGGCCCUGAAGGACGUGCACCUGGCGUUGUCCGAAGACCACGCCUGGGUCAUCUUUGGCAAAAACGGCGACGAGACGGCCGAGGUCACCUGGCACGGCAAGGGGAACGAAGACCGGCGGGGGCAGACGGUCGCGGCGGGAGUCAACGAAAAGAGUUGGCUCUACCUCAAAGGCUCUUACAUGAAAUGCGACCGCAACAUGGAGGUGGCCUUCAUGGUGUGCGCCAUCAACCCUUCACUCGACCUGCACACCGACAGCUCGGAGCUACUGCGGCUUCAGCAGAAACUGCUGUGGUUGCUCUAUGAACGAGGUGACCUGGACAGGUAUCCCAUGGCCACGGGGACUCUGGCCGAUCUGGAAGACCAAGAUCCUAUUCCGGGCAAAGAAAGCCCGCUGGAAAUCCACCUCAAGGCUGUCCGUUCGGCCCAGAAACAUUACAACAACGAGCACAUCUACCCCUACAUGUACUUGGCGGGCUUCCACUACCGGCACCGGAACGUGCGGGACGCGCUGAGGGCGUGGGCCGACGCCGCCCAGGUCAUGCAGGACUAUAACUACUUCCGCGAGGACGAGGAGAUCUACAAAGAGUUCUUUGACAUUGCCAACGACGUCAUUCCGACUCUGCUCAAGGAGACCGCCGUGGCCGCCGAGAGUCCCGCCGAAGGCGGCGAGACCGGAGAAGCGGAGGAGCCUAAGCAGCGGCGGCGACGGCAGCAGCAGCAGCAGCAGCAGGAGGCGGCUCUCUCUGCGCUGCAGGACCCGGAAUGCUUUGCCCACCUGCUGCGUUUCUACGACGGCAUCUGCAAGUGGGAGGAGGGCAGCCCCACGCCGGUGCUGCACGUGGGCUGGGCCACCUACUUGGUCCAGUCGCUGAGUCGCUUCGAGGCUCAGGUACGACAGAAAGUGUCCAUCGUCACCAAAGAGCCCGAGUGUCAGGACGACGACGACGCGUCCAGCGAGGAUCCGCGGGAAGGCCGCAGACGAGUUCCCCGCAGGGAGUCCAAACCGGAGGAGCGGAACUCGCCUUCCCCCGGCGCCCCCGCCUCGCCGACCCGGCUCAAGAAGGCCGGCGAGGGAGGCGCCCGCCGCCGCUCCGAGGGCAAGCCCGAGUCCCCCGAAGCCGGCGCCCGCUCCCCCUCGCGGACGCCGGCCGCCCCCGUCGUGGUCUUCCAGAGCGAGAAGAUGAAAGGCAUGAAGGAGCUUCUGCGCGCCGCCAAGGUCAAUUCCAGCGCCAUCAAGCUUCAGCUCACCGCUCAGUCUCAGGUCCAGAUGAAGCGUCAGAAGAGCACGCCGCCCGGCGACUACUCCGUGUCCUUCAUGAAGAGGCAGCGCAAAUCUCUUUAGGACCGCCGCGUCCGUCGCUUCCCGUUCGUCCGAGCCCUGCUGCCGUGGGAAAAGCGCGCACAGCGCGCCACCCCAAACCUUUCAAUAAAAUCUACUUUAUCCGGUCGCGCGCCCAAUUUCACCAAGUGCUAGAAACGUAAAGAUUGUAUUACGCGUGACACCGACGGGUCCUUUUAGUAAUAACAUUUCAAAGACCCGAGAAAAUAAAGUGACACAUUUGUCCCUUAUCAAGUGGGGGCUGGGGCAAUGAAUGGGACUCCAACGAACCAAAGUAUCCGUCUUGAUUUUGAUUCACUUGUUGAAAAGACUGAAAGCUGUGAAAGUCCAUCCAUUUAGUAUAGUUACUGUGUAACAUUGUCCACUUCCACACUAAGGAUAGCUUCUUUCUUGCUAGCUCGAUGUUGCCUUACUUUGCAUUUUUGUUUUUAGAUGAAGUUUUUUCAUUUGGUGAGUUGACGAGACCAGGCAGAACGGCUGUUGUGGGAUUUUGUUUUUGUAUCUGCAAGUAAUAAAAGAGCCAAGAA